AUCUGUUGGGGAAUUUGGGAAGGAAUGAAAAGGUUGGCGGGGAUAACCACAGCAAUAGUGCUAAGAGCAACUCGACUUCGAAAGGUUUUGAUGACUUGUUAGCUGGGUUUGGGAGUGGCAGGGGUGUGCUGCCAGCAACAGACCAAUGCCAGAGGCAAGGUGGGGUUCAGUACCAACUUCUGGUUCAAAGCAUGGGAAUAUCCUGGAUGAUCCUUUUGUAGUUCUGGAAUCAAGUUCAACCCCAGGCACAUCAUCGGGGGUAUUUACUGAUCCAUUGGAAGAGAUUGGGAGGCUUAGUAAAUCUCAAAGUGCUAGGGUUGAACCUUCAUCUGGUAGUGCUGGACCAUUUGAUGACUUAGAUCCCCUUAGUACUAUUGGAAAAUCUGCACCUUCAUCUUCGCCUGGGAGGGGUAAUAGGGGAAUGGAUGGGAUCCCUUCUAGAUCAGCAACACCUGAAUCUGCUACUACCAGAGAACCAAUGGGAAAUUCUUCUUUUAGAUAUUCAGAGAGCAAUGCGGAGAAGAAAGUUCCUCUAGAUGAUUUUCAGGAGCCUACCUUGUUUGAUGCACCAAAUGUUUCGACAGAUUUUCACAAAUCUUUUGGUCAAACUGCUGCUCCUCCUCAAUAUGAUGAAACAGACUCGCACAACCAUAUGUCUAAAACAUCAGAAGGAGAUGGGCAUGAAUCUGAUGAUAUAUGGCUCACUGUAUCAGAGAUUCCUCUUUUUACGCAACCUUCAAAUGCUCCACCCCCAUCACGUCCUCCUCCACCUGUACCUCGUCAGGGUUCAAGGUUGGAAACAGGUUCAUUUUCGUCAAGUUUAAGAAAGAAGGGUAACGAAUAUUCUUCAACUUCACAUUACAGUCAACGCUCUCAAAGUCCUAAGCCGGCCAGGGCUGCAGCCAAGGGCCCUCCAGUUUCACAGUUUGAUGAGCUUGAGGAUUUUGCAAUGGGUAGGUCAAGAAACAAUUUUGAUGAAAGUGCCAAUCUUCAUUCUGGUGUGGAAACCAAUCCAUUCUCUUCAGCGGCAGCAUCUGCUGCUGCUAUGAAGGAUGCUAUGGAUAAAGCUGAGGCUAAAUUCAGACAAGCUAAGGAAGUGCGUGAAAGAGAAUAUGCUAAGGUUGCUAGAAAUAAGGAAUCUGGCCAGUUGGAAAAAGAUGAACAAGAUGGGCAGGAGAGAGAAUUCAGGGAAUCCCAGGAGAGAUUAGAACGUGAAAGGAUACAGAAGGAAGAGGAAGAAAGAGAGCAGAGAAGACUAGAGAGGGAGAGAUUAAGGGAGAUUGAAAGGGAGAAGGCGAGACAGGCUGUAGAAAGGGCUACUAGGGAAGCACGCGAAAGAGCAGCAGCUGAGGCACGUGAAAGAGCAGCAGCUGAGGCACGCUUAAGAGCUGAAAGAGCUGCUGUUGAGAAGGUAAAUGCUGAAGCUCGGGAACGUGCGGAAAGAGCAGCAGUUCAGAGGGCACAAGCUGAAGCCCGUGAAAGAGCUGCUGCUGAAGCUAAAGAGAGAGCGGAGAAGGCUGCUGCAAAGGGUGCUGCUGCAGAAGCAAAGGAGAAAGAAAUGCGGGACAAGGCUGCUGUGGCAAGGGCUGAAGCGGAAGCAAGGCGUCGAGCUGAACGAGCUGCUGUUGAAAGGGCUGCGGCAGAGGCUCGGGAGAGAGCUGCUGCAGAAGCUCGCGAAAGGGCAGCUGCAGCUGCAAAGAUGAAUCAACAAAAGAACGAUAAUGAUCUUGAAUCCUUUUUUGGCAUGGGUCGAGCAAGCAGUGCACCAAGAGCGCGAGCAAACACAACUGAUUCUUUGUUCGAUCAACAAUUCCAGAACAAGGGUGGAUCUGAAGCUGCAAAGAGGACAACAUCAUCUAGCAGCGGAGGCUCAUCAAACAUAAAAAAAGCCUCUUCCACAACCAAUUUUGAUGAUCUAUCCUCUAUUUUUGGAGCUGCUCCGUCAUCUGGAGAAUUCCAGGAGGUUGAAGGCGAAACUGAAGAAAGAAGAAGAGCUAGACUGGACCGCCACCAACGCACCCAAGAGCGUGCUGCCAAAGCAUUGGCUGAAAAGAAUCAGCGGGACCUUCAAGCUCAGAGGGAACAAGAAGAAAGACAUAGGAUUGCUGAGACAUUAGAUAUUGAAAUCAAGCGUUGGGCUGCUGGCAAAGAAGGAAAUCUGCGUGCUCUGCUGUCAACUUUACAAUAUGUGCUCUGGCCUGAAUGUGGUUGGCAGCCUGUUUCCUUGACAGAUUUGAUCACUGGUGCCUCUGUAAAAAAAGUUUAUAGAAAAGCUACUCUUUGCAUCCACCCUGACAAGGUGCAGCAGAAGGGUGCUACUCUCCAACAGAAGUACAUUGCGGAAAAGGUCUUUGACCUGCUGAAGGAGGCCUGGAAUAAAUUUAACUCUGAGGAGCUCUUCUAAAUGCUGUUGCAAAUUUUGUUUUUGAUCUGCUGCCUCUGGACCCCACCAUUUGAUGGAAUGUAAUACAUGACUGGUCUCACCAACGUAUACAUGCAUUGAUGCACCAAUGGUACUCUGCAAUUUUUUUGGGUUGCAGAGUGUGGAUUGCAAAAAGAGACCUCUGCGCCACUGAGAUUCUUGAAUGGUUUGUACAUGUCCGCCGACUGUAUAUUGAUGUCAAUGCCAGAUAUACAAGCGAAGCAAAAACUUAAAUGAUUGCUUAGUAUAGAAUAGCAUUGUUUUAAUAUCUUGUGUUCCUGUAUAACAAUUUAAAUCACCCUUGUGACACAAAAUGAGGUGAUUGCAUGGUCUCAUUCAUUUGUACCUUCUUUUUGCCAUGUCCAGGUUCUGAGUUUAUUUGCAUCAUGCGACUCUUAUGUGUUCUGCACGCCAAAUAUGAAAACCCGCCGUGUAUUAUUGUGGACUUGAGAUUUUUAUAUGAAGGCAUAUCUCUUAUAUA
This is a messenger RNA of Sesamum indicum (sesame), 2903 nucleotides long. Its product is annotated as auxilin-related protein 1. The record is from RefSeq and is a predicted model, not a curated record. Gene Ontology annotation, cellular component: vesicle; cytoplasm; intracellular membrane-bounded organelle. Gene Ontology annotation, molecular function: clathrin binding. Gene Ontology annotation, biological process: clathrin coat disassembly; clathrin-dependent endocytosis. Lineage: Eukaryota; Viridiplantae; Streptophyta; Magnoliopsida; Lamiales; Pedaliaceae.